Molecule: messenger RNA, 1575 nt
Organism: Aspergillus heteromorphus CBS 117.55
Lineage: Eukaryota; Fungi; Ascomycota; Eurotiomycetes; Eurotiales; Aspergillaceae
Gene: coaT
Product: acetyl-CoA hydrolase ACH1
Exons: 4
Coding region: 1-1575 (524 amino acids)
Biological process (GO): acetate metabolic process
Cellular component (GO): mitochondrion
Molecular function (GO): acetyl-CoA hydrolase activity; acetate CoA-transferase activity
Source: RefSeq, a predicted model, not a curated record
AUGGCAGCCUCCGCUCUUCUCAAGAGCCGUGUCCGCCGGCCCUCCUACCUCAACAAGCUCGCCAAAGCCGAAGACCUAAUUGACUUCUUCCCCCAUGGCUCGUACAUCGGCUGGUCCGGAUUCACGGGCGUGGGCUAUCCCAAGAAAGUUCCAACGGCGCUGGCCGACCACGUUGAGAAAAACCAGUUGGAGGGAAAGCUAAAAUACACUCUGUUCGUGGGCGCCUCAUCCGGCGCGGAGACGGAGAACCGAUGGGCGCGCCUGAAUAUGAUUGAGCGCCGCAGUCCGCAUCAGGUCGGGAAGGAGAUCGCCAAGGGCAUUAAUAAUGGCCAGAUCAAGUUCUUUGAUAAGCAUCUGAGCAUGUUUCCGUCGGAUUUGGUUUAUGGCUGGUACACCUUGGAUAAGCCCAAGAACCGCCUCGAUGUCGCCGUCAUCGAGGCCUCCGCCAUCACCGAGGACGGUGGCAUUAUCCCCGGCGCCUCCGUCGGGGCGUCCCCCGAGCUGGUCCAGAUGGCCGACAAGGUCAUCAUCGAGGUCAACACGGCCAGUCCGUCGUUCGAGGGCCUGCACGACAUCGUCAUGUCGGAUCUUCCGCCGGCUCGGAAGCCGUACCUGAUCAUGGCGCCGGAGGACCGCAUUGGCACCCCGCACAUCCCCAUUGACCCGGAGAAGGUGGUGGCCGUCGUCGAGUCCGACUACCCGGACCAGACGCAGCCCAACGCGCCCGAGGACGAGGGCUCGCAGGCGAUCGCCACCAACCUGAUCGAGUUCCUGAAGCAUGAGGUCAACCACGGGCGUCUGCCCAAGAACCUGCUGCCCAUCCAGUCGGGCAUCGGCAACAUCGCCAACGCGGUGGUGGGCGGGCUGAGCAAGGGCGGCGCCGACUUCACCAACCUCAAGGUGUGGACGGAGGUGCUGCAGGACUCGUUCCUGGACCUGUUCGACAGUGGCAACCUGGACUUCGCCACCGCGACCUCCAUCCGCUUCUCGCCCGACGGCUUCAAGCGCUUCUACGACAACUGGGAGCGCUACGCCGGUAAGCUGCUCCUGCGCUCGCAGCAGGUGUCCAACUCGCCCGAGAUCAUCCGCCGUCUGGGCUGCAUCGGCAUGAACACCCCGGUGGAGGUCGACAUCUACGCCCACGCCAACAGCACGUGCGUCAUGGGCUCGCGCAUGCUGAACGGCCUGGGCGGGUCUGCGGACUUCCUGCGCAACUCCAAGUACAGUAUCAUGCACACGCCCAGCACGCGGCCCAGCAAGGUCGACCCGACGGGAGUCAGCUGCAUCGUGCCGUUCUGCACGCACAUUGACCAGACCGAGCACGAUCUGGACGUGGUUGUGACCGAGCAGGGUCUCGCCGACGUCCGCGGCCUCUCCCCCCGCGAGCGUGCCCGUGUGAUCAUCAACAAGUGCUCUCACCCCGACUACAAGCCCAUCCUGACGGACUACCUCGACCGCGCCGAGUUCGAGUGCCUGAAGAAGGGCAUGGGCCACGAGCCGCACCUGCUGUUCCAGGCGUUCAAGAUGCACCAGAACCUGCAGGAGAAGGGCACGAUGAAGAUCGAUAGUUGGUAG